Molecule: messenger RNA, 901 nt
Organism: Nelumbo nucifera (sacred lotus)
Lineage: Eukaryota; Viridiplantae; Streptophyta; Magnoliopsida; Proteales; Nelumbonaceae
Product: glyoxylase I 4-like
Source: RefSeq, a predicted model, not a curated record
CAAAGCUCGAAGGGCGUGGUGAGUGUAGAAGGCAAAAACUACAGAAGGAAAAAGGAGAUAGCAGGAUAUUCAUUAGUGAAGGGAGAGAUGGAAAUAGAAGAACUGAGCAGCUCUCCUUCAACAUUGCCCCUCCUGUCUCUCAACCAUGUAUCCUUUUUGUGCAGAUCGAUCAGCACUUCCGUCAGGUUUUAUGAAGAUGUGUUGGGCUUUGCUUCCAUUAAACGACCCUCGUCUUUCAAGUUUAAUGGAGCUUGGCUGUUCAAUUAUGGAGUUGGGAUACACCUUCUCGAGAACACUUCAGUGGAUGCAAAUAUCCUCAAAGAAUCGCGACCCAUUAAUCCCAAGGAUAACCACAUCUCUUUCCAAUGCACAGACGUGGAAGUGGUUAAGAUGAAAUUGAAAGAGUGGGGAAUGAAGUACGUGACUGCGGUGGUGGAGGAAGGCGGCAUCAAGGUGGAUCAGGUGUUCUUCCAUGACCCAGAUGGAUACAUGAUCGAGAUCUGCAACUGCGACAACCUCCCGGUGCUCCCUCUCUCUUCAUGCCCACUACGUGUGCGUAGGCCCGAUGAGAUAGCUUCCCUGGCGUUUCCUCUUUCCUCAUCUCCAUACAGUGAGUUCAAGCGCAGUGAAAUCACCUGCAAGAGUGCUGCGGUUGGGUGCGGAUUGAUGGAGCGUGCGAUGAUGAUGAGCCUGAGCAAGGAGAUGAUGAACUUUUCAUUCUAGUCUGUGAACUGUGUAAGAGUAAAACUACAAUUAUAUAAUUUGUAUUACAACUAUAUUUAAUUAAGUAUGGUUCAUGUUAUGUUUUGGUCUCUCAGUCUUGAAUCGGAGCUCGGAAGACUUGGCACAAAGUUUGUAUAUUCUUAAUAUGAGAAGAAUAAAUAUUGAAUUAUUUUGGUGA